Molecule: messenger RNA, 651 nt
Organism: Trichophyton rubrum CBS 118892
Lineage: Eukaryota; Fungi; Ascomycota; Eurotiomycetes; Onygenales; Arthrodermataceae
Exons: 1
Coding region: 1-651 (216 amino acids)
Molecular function (GO): acyltransferase activity, transferring groups other than amino-acyl groups
Source: RefSeq, a predicted model, not a curated record
AUGGAGGAAACAAUAUCCAGUUUCAAACUAACCCCGAGAAUUCACCUUCGUCGCUACAAACCAAGCGACAUCGAUCUGAUCUGCAUGCUUAAUGAAGAUGAAGGCGUAAUGAAAUACAUCGACAGUGAGCCGCCAUCUCGGGAAGAAGUCGAAGAAGAGGUCCAAGAGAUCAUUCAAGCAUACAAUUUCAACCCUCGAACUGGCAAAUGGAUAGCCGAAACACCGACAGCUGAAGGCAUGGAAUUUAUUGGCUGGUUCCGGCUGGGUGAUCUAGAUCAAUUCUCACAAGAGUGCUUUAGCAAUGCCAAUACUGAAAGCAAGGAAAAAGGCCUGCGGCUGGAACUUGGAUAUCGGAUUCGCCGUCGGUUCUGGGGUCAGGGGCUAGCAACUGAAGGAGGCCGAGCUCUUGUUCGAUACGCCUUUUGUUCCCUGAACGUCACCCAGGUAGUGGCCGGGACGAUGUUUGUCAACUCGGGAUCCCGUCGUGUCAUGGAGAAAUGCGGUUUGAAGCAUGUAAAGACACUCUAUCUGGAGUUUCGUGACCCGCUCCCGGGGACAGAAUUGGGUGAAGUGUUCUAUGCUAUCACUAGAGAGGAGUGGGUGGAUUCUGUUGGUAACUGCGAAGAAACUAUAUCUAAUGGGCUUGAAUAA